This is a messenger RNA of Trichechus manatus latirostris (Florida manatee), 894 nucleotides long. RefSeq names its product olfactory receptor 4K17-like. Lineage: Eukaryota; Metazoa; Chordata; Mammalia; Sirenia; Trichechidae. The coding region runs from base 1 to 894 and encodes 297 amino acids. The transcript has a single exon. The record is from RefSeq and is a predicted model, not a curated record. Gene Ontology annotation, biological process: G protein-coupled receptor signaling pathway. Gene Ontology annotation, molecular function: G protein-coupled receptor activity; olfactory receptor activity. Gene Ontology annotation, cellular component: plasma membrane.
AUGGCAAGCCAUAUGAUGGAUUCCAUAGAACAAUUCAAUCAUUCCCAAGUGUCAGAAUUCGUUUUGCUGGGACUGAUCAGUUCCCAAGAUACACAAUUUCUUCUCGUUGCACUCUUCUCAGUUACCUAUGUGAUCACUGUUUUGGGAAACCUUCUCAUUGUGGUCACAGUGUUUUAUACCCCAAACCUGAAUACCCCCAUGUACUUUCUCCUUGGAAACCUCUCCUUUGUGGACAUGACUCUUGCUUCUUUUGUCACCCCUGAGAUGAUUAUUAACUUGGUAAAAAAGCAUAAGACUAUUUCCUUUGCUGGAUGUUUCACUCAGAUCUUUCUCCUUCACUUCCUGGGUGGGAUUGAAAUGGUACUGUUGGUCUCCAUGGCAUAUGACAGAUAUGUGGCCAUUUGUAAGCCACUACACUACAUGGCCAUCAUGAACAAGAGGGUGUGCAUUUUGCUGGUAGUGACCUCAUGGUUCUCAGGUCUCCUUCACUCAGGGCUUCAGAUACCAUUUUUUGUGAAUUUGACUUUCUGUGGUCCCAAUGUGGUAAACAGCAUUUUCUGUGAUCUGUCUAUGGUUACUAAGCUUGCCUGUGUAGAUACCUACAUUGUACAGAUAGUCAUUGUUGCCAACAGUGGAAUGAUCUCCCUGAGCUGUUUCCUUAUUUUGCUUAUCUCCUACAGUCUGAUCCUCAUUACCAUUUGGAGCCACUCUUCUGCUGGGCAUUCCAAAGCCCGUUCCACAUUGACUGCCCACAUCACGGUAGUGAUUCUUUUCUUUGGCCCAUGCAUCUUCAUCUAUAUCUGGCCCUUCAGCAACCACUCUGUGGAUAAGUUCCUUGCUGUGUUUUAUACCAUUGUCACCCCUAUCUUGAAUCCAAUUAUCUACACUCUGUGA